This is a messenger RNA of Mandrillus leucophaeus (drill), 1752 nucleotides long. It is a transcript of the gene TRUB2, whose product is annotated as TruB pseudouridine (psi) synthase family member 2. Lineage: Eukaryota; Metazoa; Chordata; Mammalia; Primates; Cercopithecidae. The coding region runs from base 380 to 1300 and encodes 306 amino acids. Gene Ontology annotation, biological process: pseudouridine synthesis; RNA processing. The transcript has 7 exons. The record is from RefSeq and is a predicted model, not a curated record. Gene Ontology annotation, molecular function: pseudouridine synthase activity; RNA binding.
AAACACCACUGAAAAACCGAUUCUGACGGCAUUGCCAAGGCCUGUCGAGGGGAAACAUCGCUGCACGGGCAGAAAGCAUGUAGGCCAAGUAGGCGAAGGAAACGCACGCGAACUGUCUACCGUCUACGUCCACCGAUACAAGACUCUCGCCAUUUCACCUCGCCCCGGAAAGUGUCUGCAAAGGAGACGUAACCACGGUCACUCUGAGGCUCAGCGCCGGGCCCUAUUUACUUCUCCACAGCCGGUUUUCCCCGAAGACUAUAAAAUGCGAACCUCUUCCGGCUGUGGAACAUGGCGGCGCCCACGGUAAGGACCACAUUUGGGGGCGGGGCCUUGCGGCACUUCCGUCCAGGUCCAGUGGGUGCUGUGAUCUUCAAGCAUGGGGUCCGCUGGCUUGUCGCGACUGCACGGGCUUUUCGCGGUCUAUAAGCCCCCGGGGCUAAAAUGGAAGCACCUGCGGGAUACAGUGGAGCUACAACUACUGAAGGGUCUCAAUGCCGGGAAGCCUCCCGCCCCUAAACAGCGUGUUCGCUUCUUGCUGGGCCCCAUGGAAGGCAGCGAAGAGAAGGAGCUGACCCUCACAGCCACCAGUGUACCCUCUCUCGUCAACCAUCCACUGGUGCUCGGCGUGGGACAUGGAUGCAGGCUCCUCACCGAUAUGUACAAUGCUCAUCUCACCAAGGAUUACACAGUGCGUGGCCUCCUUGGCAAAGCUACAGAUGACUUCUGUGAGCAUGGGAGGCUGGUAGAGAAGACAACCUAUGACCACGUGACCAGAGAGAAGCUGGACCGCAUUCUGGCCAUGAUCCAAGGCUCCCAUCAGAAGGCCCUGGUGAUGUACUCCAACCUCGACCUGAAGACCCAGGAAGCCUAUGAGAUGGCUGUUAGAGGCCUGAUCCGGCCCAUGAACAAGUCCCCGAUGCUGAUAACUGGCAUUCGAUGCCUCCACUUUGCACCUCCGGAAUUCCUCUUAGAGGUGCAGUGCAUGCAUGAGACGCAGAAAGAGCUGCGAAAGUUGGUUCAUGAAAUCGGCCUGGAGCUAAAGACCACUGCUGUCUGCUCCCAAGUGCGGCGCACGCGCGACGGCUUCUUCACACUUGACAGCGCCCUCCUGAGGACCCAGUGGGACCUGCACAAUAUCCAGGAUGCUAUCCGGGCUGCUGCCCCCCAGGUAGCUGCAGAGCUGGAGAAGAGCUUGGGCCCGCAGCUGGACACCAAGGAGCUCCCCAGUCGGGAAUGGUCCUGGGAAUCCCAGGGCCCGAGCUCUACCUUGGGGCCGGAGAGGGGUGCAGGGCACUGAAUGCCCAGGCAGCUGCUGGGGCAGUGAAUGGAUAAAUAGAAGAGCUGCUAUGAGCUCGACCUGAUAGCUGUGCAGAAAGUGAGAGCAGGAGCACCUUUUCUAUGUGUGACACGAAACUCAAGCUGUAACAGAAAGAUCAAUGGACUUGACCCAACUGAAAAGGAAAAACUUCUGUAUGGAGGAAAAGACAGUAAACAAAUGACAGACUGAUAGAAAGUACUGGCAGGCCAGGCGUGGUGGCGGGCAGUUGUAAUCCCAGCUACUCCCAAGGCAGAGGCAGGAGAAUUGCUUGAGCCCAGGAGUUUUAAGGUUGUAGUGCGCUAGACGGUGCCUGUGAAUAGCCACUGCACUCUAGUCUGGGGAACAUAUGAGAUCCCCCCAAAUCUCAAAAAAAAAAAAAAAUUCCCAAUAAACUAUGUGCCCAUUAAAAUUAAAAAUUUUUUAAAAAUUGU